AGGGGAGCCGCGGGCUCGCGGGGCGGCCGGACCAUGCAGUGGAUGUGGAAUCAGGUUUCUCCUUCCUUGAGCUAGGUGAGCUCGGGCAGUAGUCACUGGAGCGAGUGAGUGUUUAGGAUAGUGGUGUUCCUCUCCCUCCCCCCCGGUUUUGUCAUCUGUAUGAUGGUGCAGCGGUAGGAGCACCGAGCUCGGAUCGGGAAGACCGCUUCCUGAGUUCAAAUCAAGCCUCGGGCGCUCGCUGGCUGUGUGUAUUGUAAACUCGUAAAAUGAGCAGAAGACAACGGCAAGCUCCUCCGGCAUCUUUGCCCACAACCCCCAAAAACAACCGUGGGAGGGAUGGACUGGGCGGAGUCUCGGGGUGCUGGUCCUGGAGUUUGGGAUCCCGGGAGCCUUUGGAUCUCCGGCUUGGGCGAAGGGAAGGAGGGUCCUUUAAGUGGUAGGGUCCGAAUUCCCAACUCGUGACUUAAUCCCAACGUCUCCGUCCCCCCUACCCCCCACCCCCCACUUCCCGAGAGCACGACCUUCAGAGCUCAGUUGUAUAACGGGCUCUGGUCGUUGGGGCAAGAGGAUGGAGGAAGAAGACGGCUCGCCCGUGGUGAAAGCCGGAUCACAGCAGCAAACCUUUGUUCGGACGAUCGAAGCCCCGGAAGGCUCUUUCCAGAACUCGACCGAAGAGUCCGAAGAUUCCACGUUGGAGGAAAGCCUCGAUUCCCAAAAGAAACCGCGGAAGCAUAGAUUCUCGUUAGUCCAGCGUAUAAGCAAGUCGAGUAGGGAACGCGACAGCAGCGUAGACUCCGGCUCCAGCAGGGUUGCACCCCAUAACUGGGGGGAGCCAAACGCCAUCAGAGACGAGGGCCCGUUACAGUUUGCCCCCGGGCCGUCCAGUGGCUCGCUCGAGGGGCUCGCCCCCCACGAGCAGCCCUCAGCCUCGACCUCUCAGAACAUCGGAGACGAAGAAAGUAAGAGAGACUUGCAAUUCCAGAAUUUGUUGGAGUCGCGCGAUACUAUGCACCGCGCCUACUGGGCAGAGCUGCAGAACCGAGUGCCUCUGCCUCUGGCUCACCUCAUGGAGGAUGAGGCGCUGCAAAUCCUUACCAAGAGCCUCAAAAGUUACCGCAAGGGGAUCGGGAAGGACCACAAGCUGACCCAGCAGCUGCAGCGGCACGUGGAGAAGUUGCGCAGGAACCAGAAGUAUCGCCAACUCACCUGAGCACCUGGUGUUCCUCCCACCCCCUCCCCGGGAACCCCGCCCCGCCGGGCGCUGGCCCCGCCCCGCAGGACUCCGCCCUCCCCGAUAAAUAAAGGCGCUCCGCCCUCUGCUCUGCC
Antechinus flavipes (yellow-footed antechinus) is the source of this 1326-nucleotide messenger RNA. RefSeq names its product catsper channel auxiliary subunit zeta (gene CATSPERZ). The record is from RefSeq and is a predicted model, not a curated record. The transcript has 5 exons. NCBI's taxonomy places the organism in Eukaryota, Metazoa, Chordata, Mammalia, Dasyuromorphia, Dasyuridae. The coding region runs from base 569 to 1210 and encodes 213 amino acids. Gene Ontology annotation, biological process: sperm capacitation; flagellated sperm motility. Gene Ontology annotation, cellular component: sperm principal piece; CatSper complex.